AUGAAGACGACGUGGAAGGACAUCGCGCCGGUGCCGACGUCGCAGGAGUUUCUCGACAUCGUCCUCUCCCGCACGCAGCGCCGCCUCCCGACUCAGAUCCGUGCUGGCUUCAAAAUCAGUCGAAUUCGCGCAUUUUACAUUCGUAAAGUCAAGUACACCUCAGAGACCUUCGCCGAGAAGUUAUCUGCCAUUCUCGAUGGCUUCCCGCGACUGAACGACAUUCACCCGUUCCACAAGGAUCUGCUCAAUACACUCUACGAUGCAGACCACUUCCGGAUAGCUCUCGGUCAGCUGAACACUGCAAAAGGCCUGAUUGAGACGGUGGCAAGAGACUAUAUUCGGUUGCUGAAAUAUGGACAAUCUCUUUACCAGUGCAAGCAGCUCAAGCGUGCAGGGCUCGGUCGCAUGGCCACCAUUUGCAAGCGCUUGAAGGACCCGCUGGUGUACUUGGAGCAGGUGCGACAGCAUCUUGGCCGUCUCCCAGGUAUCGACCCCAAUACCCGAACUUUGCUCAUUUGCGGGUACCCAAAUGUUGGCAAGUCCUCUUUCCUCAAGAACAUUUCCCGCGCAGAUGUCGAUGUUCAACCCUACGCUUUCACCACGAAAUCUCUGUUCGUGGGCCACUUCGAUUACAAAAUGCUCCGGUUCCAAGCAAUUGACACCCCCGGUAUUUUGGACCACCCUCUGGAAGAGAUGAACACGAUUGAGAUGCAGAGUAUCACAGCAAUUGCUCAUCUUCGAAGUGCCAUCAUGUACUUCAUGGAUCUGAGCGAGCAGUGUGGAUACAGCGUUUCGGCGCAAAUGGCCUUGUUCGAGAGCAUCAAGCCACUAUUCGCAAACAAGCUGGUUUUCAUCGUCAUCAACAAAAUCGAUGUCAUGCGACCAGAAGACCUGGAUGCGGAAACACAAGAGAAGCUGCAAAAACUGCUAAAGAGUACCAACGUGGAACUCCUGCAACUUUCUUGCACAACUACUGAAGGCCUGAUGAACGUUCGCAACGCUGCUUGCGACCGUCUCUUGGCUGAGCGCAACGCACAAAAACUCACGGCUGGGACAAACGCUUCUGGAGAGGUGACUGGAAGACUUGGCGACGUGCUGAGGAGGAUACACGUAGCACAGCCGUUGGGUGGCACGCCAUGGGAGCCCUCGAUCCCAGAAGGUGUGAAGAACAAGAUGCAAUACGACAAGGACGAUCCAAACAGACCAAAGCUCAUGCGCGAUAUUGAAGAAGAGAAUGGAGGUGCUGGUGUUUUCAACAUCAAUCUGAGAGAUAAGUAUUUACUGGAGAAUGACGAGUGGAAGGACGACAAGAUCCCCGAGACACUCGAUGGCAAGAACGUUUACGAUUUCAUCGACCCUGACAUUGAGGCCAAGCUGGCUGCACUGGAGGAGGAAGAGGCUCGAUUGGAUGAGGAGGGCUACUACGAGGAAGAUGAGGAGCUUGAGGAUGCCGAAGAAGCGGACAUCUCUUACAAGGCCGAAUUGAUCAGAGAGAAGCGGCAGUUGAUCAGAAACGAGAACAAGAUGCGGAAAUCGCUCAAGAACAGAGCUGUCAUUCCUCGAUCGAAGAAGGCCGUUACCCUCGAGAAGAUGGAGUCCGCUCUUGAGAAUGCUGGUUACGAUACCUCUGCGAUCUCAGCGCGUGCUCGUUCGCAGUCAAGACCUCGUGGCAGGAGUCGGGCAGGCACCGAGGAUGCCUCGAAUGCCGAUGCAAUGGAAGUUGACGAGACACCCAAGCAACGCCUGUCACGUAGCUUGUCAGUGGCGGCGAAGAGGGAGCAGAGCACGAACAGAAGAGAUGACGGUGUGACCAACGAGACGUCGAGGACCAAGGCUGAUCGUCUGCAGAAGCUUGGCCAGAAGAAGAUGAACCGGAUGGCCAGGCAGGGAGAGGCAGAUCGACAUACAACUGCGGCCAAGUCGAAGUGGCUUUUGGCUGGCAAGAGAGGCAUGGGCAGUACGAGAAGUCGUUAA
Zasmidium cellare ATCC 36951 is the source of this 1974-nucleotide messenger RNA. RefSeq lists its product as uncharacterized. Lineage: Eukaryota; Fungi; Ascomycota; Dothideomycetes; Mycosphaerellales; Mycosphaerellaceae. Gene Ontology annotation, cellular component: nucleolus. Gene Ontology annotation, biological process: ribosomal large subunit biogenesis. The transcript has a single exon. Gene Ontology annotation, molecular function: GTPase activity; RNA binding; GTP binding. The record is from RefSeq and is a predicted model, not a curated record. Bases 1 to 1974 code for a protein of 657 amino acids.